AUGGCUGAGUAUCUCGCCUCAAUUUUCGGUACCGAAAAAGAUAAAGUUAACUGUUCCUUUUACUUCAAAAUUGGAGCUUGCCGUCACGGUGAUAGGUGCUCACGUAUUCACAAUAAGCCGACAUUCAGUCAGACAUGUUUGCUCCAAAAUCUUUAUGUUAAUCCACAAAAUUCAGCAAAAAGUGCCGAUGGAUCACAUUUGGUUGCCAACGUGAGUGAUGAAGAAAUGCAAGAGCAUUAUGAUAAUUUUUUCGAGGAUGUAUUUGUCGAGUGCGAAGAUAAGUAUGGAGAAAUCGAAGAAAUGAAUGUAUGUGAUAAUCUGGGUGAUCACUUGGUUGGUAAUGUUUAUAUUAAAUUCCGGCGUGAAGAGGAUGCUGAAAAAGCUGUAAGUAAUUUAAACAACCGGUGGUUUGGAGGCCGACCCGUUUACGCAGAAUUAUCUCCAGUUACUGAUUUUCGAGAGGCCUGCUGCCGUCAAUAUGAAAUGGGCGAAUGCACCAGGUCAGGGUUCUGCAAUUUCAUGCACUUGAAACCGAUUUCACGAGAACUGAGACGAUACUUAUACAGUCGCAGGAAAGGUGGAAAAGGUCGAUCGCGAUCACGUUCAAAAUCACGAGGUCGGGAGCGAAAACGGAGGUCACGAUCGCGAGAGCGACGAUCACGAUCGAAGGAAAGACGCAAAGGAGGCAGGGAUGAAAAGGGAAGAGAUGGACGUUCUGGGAGAUAUUAA
Molecule: messenger RNA, 729 nt
Organism: Cotesia congregata
Lineage: Eukaryota; Metazoa; Arthropoda; Insecta; Hymenoptera; Braconidae
Source: the annotation of a GenBank genome assembly